UCAGCCCAGCCCGAGGUCGCUGCGGUGCCAACGAGGAACUACCCGAGCCCGGUGCUCCCCGCUGCGCUUCGCAGGGGGCUACAUAAUUUAUGAAAGGUCCCCGUUUAGCCUGAAAGACGUUCCCCGAACGGAAUUCCCAGGGAAACACCACACGCGGGUCUUUCCAGCGUGACGGGCCGCUGCCCGCCGGGAGGGCGCGGCGGGGAGGAGGGGGGGGGGACACGACACCCGCCAGGGCCAGGCUCGCCGAGCCCCGCAGAGAUCCGCCGAGCGCCUCCCGGCCCGAGCCGAGCCCCGCGGAGGGAGGGCGGGCAGGAGCUCGACGAAGGCAUUUUCCCAGCGACGAUUUCAUUGAAGAAGCCAAAAUGUGGAGGGCGGUGGCUAGUGUCCUGCCGAGGGCCAAAGUCCCCGGAGGCAGGGUGUGCUGCCUGCUGCCGGCGCAGAAGGGCAGGAGCCUGGUGGCCGGCACCACUCGGCAUCGCCGGCGGGACAUCGCUGCCGGGGGGCUCCGUGCCGCCCGGCCGCUCAGCAUGAACCCCGGGAUACAGAAGGUGGAAGCUUUGGACGCUGGUCAUUUCGUGCGGGUGGAGUGGGAGGACGGGAGCGAGAGCCGCUACCCCUGCGUCUGGCUGAGGGACAACUGCCAGUGUCCCCACUGCUUCCUGCGCUCGGCCAGGGCGCGCAGGCUCGUCUUCGAGGACCUGGACGUGAACAUCGUGGUGAAGGAAGUGGCUCUGGCAGACAGAAAAAAGAUCUCUAUUACGUGGCCUGAUGAACACGCGAGCGAAUAUGAAGCUGAGUGGCUGAAAAAACGGUGCUUCUCCGAAGAAGCCAGAGCAGAAAUGCGAGAAGAUUUAUUUUUGCCAGAACGCCAGUACUGGGGGUCAGACCUGCAGCUUCCCAAAAUACCUUUUGAAGAAGUCAUGUACAACGAUGAAAGCGCGUACAAGUGGCUGUGCACCCUGAAGAAAGUAGGAAUCGUGCUGCUAACAGGAGCUGCUGCUCGGCAGGGAGAGUUGGUGAAACUUGGCCACAGGAUCGGGUUCUUGCGUCUCACUUUUUAUGGACCAACGUGGCAAGUGCAAGACAAAGCAGAUGCCAACAACGUGGCUUACACGACUGGGAAACUGUGUUUUCACACCGAUUACCCUGUUCUGCAGCAUCCACCUGGGGUUCAGCUUCUCCAUUGUAUAAAGCAAACAGCUGCGGGAGGCGAAAGUGAAGUUGUAGAUGGAUUUAACGUAUCCAACAAGCUGAAGAAACAAAAUCCUCAGGCGUAUCAGAUCCUGUCCUCUACUGCUGUAGACUAUACAGAUGUUGGGGUGGACUACUGUGAUUUUGCUGUGCAAAAUAAACAAAGGAUUAUAGAUGUGGAUUCCCGAGGCCAAGCAGUUCGCAUCAAUUAUAACAACGCAACAAGAGACACAGUGUUUGACAUACCAGCUGAAAAAGUGAGGCCGUUUUAUGCAGCUCUAAAGGAAUUUAAUGAUUUAUUAAACAGCACAGAACACAAGUUUACUUACAAGCUGGAACCAGGAGACAUAGUGACGUUUGAUAACUGGCGCGUGCUCCAUGGUCGCCAAAGCUACCCGUCGGGGUCAGAAGUGACUCGUCACCUGGAAGGUGCCUAUGCAGACUGGGACGUGGUCAUGUCAAGGCUCCGGCUCCUCAGGAAGAGGGUCCUGAAUAGGGACUGAUCGUUCUUCUAACUAGAAUGAGCCAAACCUACAUUGUCCAACCUCGAAAAAAAAAAAAACCACAACACUUAAAUAUUGUGUUUUCUUUUCAUAAACUAACACCACAAAUAUAUUUUUGAGUUCCAUAAGCUAAGAAACCUGUUGUUCAUAACAAUUUAUCUGUGCCCUGGUCUAUAAAUCUAUAAAAUGCCUUGCUACCUCUGUCACUGUCAGUUUAAUUUCUUUUUCAAAAUCAGUGCACAAAGUGGCUUGAAAGAUUAUGACUCUACUGGGCUGAGUGGGUAUCACAACGCCUUAGUUUUUGCUCUACAGAUACAGCUGCUCUCCCUAGAAAGCUCGGAAGGGAGCAUCAAAACAGGGCUUAUAAGAAUCACUUACUAAAGAUUUGUUAUGAACAGCCCCUUCCUCUGUUUUCAGGGAGGCAUUCUUUAUUGCAUAAAUCAUAACUAAAAGCCACUAUCAAAAUAAGCAGCCACUGCUGUGGAGUUACUUUUAUAUACACACCUUUGUAGGUAGAACUCCACUUUAAUACAAGAUCUCAUUCAACAGGCACUGUCUGCUGCAUCUCCUGCUGUACUUGGGAUGACUAUCACAGCCACAAAUUAUUUUUCCUACAUUUCUAAGUCCACAAACUAUAGAGCUACCCAGAGAACUGGGAAUAGAAAUAAAUCCCAGUGUAGGGGUGGCAGAUAGGCUCGGAAAUCCCAUCGGAUGCUGUGCACAGAUGUAAUUAAGAUCUGCAGGGCGGACAGACUGCCGAGUUAAGUCGGGAAGAGGAGCGCUGAUGCUUUGCAGCUAGAAAUCACAAAGCACAAGAGGCGGGUUUUGACUCCGCACCUGACAGAGAAGUGGUGACUGAGCUCAGAUCCCUUUUUGUCACUCCAAAUAAAGAGAGCACGCCUCCGAUCGAUAGACUUGGUCUGCAGGGUGUUUUCCUCUAGGCUGCAUUCUGAAUAGAGAUCACACUAUGUAAAAAUUACUGCAGCCGAAGGAGUGUUUGUUUUUUUUUUUCCCCUAUAUUCAAAUGCCAUAUUGAAAGGGAAAGAAUUUUAAAAUACUUGUUUUUAUACCCAAUAGUAUGUCCCCUGAGUUUAUUUUUCACUGUCCUUCUAGCUGCAGAGUUAAGAGGACGCCCUCUCGCCCGUGCUGAGAGCCUGGCAAAAUAUCCAGCCACACCUCCACCCUCACGUCUGCUCCCUGCAACUCUUUAUUUUCAAACUAUUCCUUGAAAGUCCAGUAAAUCCUAGUCUCUUCCUAGUGGGCUGAAAUAGCAGAACUACAGCUACAGAAUUAAAUAGCUGUAGAAUUAAAUUCGUUGACACGAAAAUACCUGACAUAAGUGAGACCCUAACAUCAGCUUGCAAACACUUCCAUAGCUUCUACUCAUCAUUUACAGGCAAUAGAUAUCUCAGCUAAAUAUCAAAUAACCAAAUAAAUUAAUAGUAAAUAAAAAAUCAAACUAAAUAGGCGUCGGUCAUGACCUGGUGUAGUGUGGUUCGAAUCCAUUCCUCUUUAGUAAGUAUGGAAAUGUUUUUAUCAAAGUUUAGACAUCAAGACGUAGCGUGACAAACCUGGCUUUUAGCGAUAAUUUGAUUUCUCAGUGCCUCCUUUAACUUUGGAAACAUGAAAGUAUUUUUUUUGCCUUUGCUAUAAAAGGAGGAAAAGAUGAGGGAAGGUUAAUACCUAUACUCCGUAGGACACCAGCAGUACUGUGCUUUGCCUGUGAUAUUUUCCAUGUAACAAUUCAGCGAAGAUUGCAAUUUAUAACUUUAAAACAAGACACCGUGGGAUUUAUACCAAUGGUUAAUAGAGAAGACCUAUUUUCUGCUUUUAUUCUGUACUUUUCUAAAAACUGUUUUAUUCAAAGUUCUGUUUAUUAAAAGCCGUUAUGGAUGUUAUGGA
This is a messenger RNA of Chroicocephalus ridibundus (black-headed gull), 3599 nucleotides long. It is a transcript of the gene BBOX1, whose product is annotated as gamma-butyrobetaine hydroxylase 1. The transcript has 8 exons. The record is from RefSeq and is a predicted model, not a curated record. Bases 366 to 1697 code for a protein of 443 amino acids. Gene Ontology annotation, molecular function: iron ion binding; gamma-butyrobetaine dioxygenase activity. Gene Ontology annotation, cellular component: mitochondrion. Gene Ontology annotation, biological process: carnitine biosynthetic process. Lineage: Eukaryota; Metazoa; Chordata; Aves; Charadriiformes; Laridae.